AUGUGUCCCAAAGAACGAUCACGUAUGUCUCGUGAUCACGUGUCCUCCGUGAUUUCGGAUUCUCAAUCAAAUAUAAGUACCUCUAAUUGUUUGCUUGAUGCAAAUAAUUCUGAUUUUGAAAUAAAAUCAAAUGUUCAAUCUACAAUUGAUUCUUUUCUAAAUGAACAAUUAUAUGAUGUACGAGAUAAUGUACAAAAUUCCUCUAUUGAUGAUAUUGAUUAUGAUGAUAAUGAUUCUACGUUGAAAUUGAAAUUACCUCCUCAUGAAACUGAAAUUGUCUCUUCAUUCGAAUUGGAUUUACCUCCUGAAGAUUUAAUGGUCAAGUUACCAGCUGGUUCUGAUAAACAAUUGAAAAAUCUUUCAAAAGCUUCCGUACCAAACAUUGUUACAAAGAAUCUUCCUACAAAAUUUGUUGAAGAAGAAGAAUAUAUUGAUGAUGAUGGUUCUGAAUUACCUAGAUCUCCUUUAUCAUCUCCCCAUUCCACUAUUUCUUCUACUUCUUUUUCAAUGUCUGUACUUUCAACUUCUUCUUAUGCUGAAACAACAAAUACGGUAAUAUCAACUUUUUCUACACAUACUACUGUUGAUAAAUCAAUUCUUUCUUCAACCUAUUCCGCUUCAUCGUCACUCAACCAGUCUCCAGAACUCAAAGCUAAUUCUAUUAAUGAAGAUCAUAUCGCUGAUCAAUGUAUUGAUGAAAUAUCAUAUAAGCAAGAUAAUAGUAAUUUAUACUAUUUAUCAGAACGAUCUAUGUCACCUGAACAUUUAUCUCCAGUCAUCGAAGAAGAUGAGACUCUGAUCCCUGUACAAAAUAGUCAAAUGUCUACAUUAAAUGAUUAUGAUCUAAAGGAAUUAAAUUAUUCCGAGGAUCAUCAUAUUGAAUCACAUACUCAGGAUGAUAGUGAUUUUGAACAGUCAUAUGAUGAAAUUCAAUAUGAAGAGGUUGAACAAUGCCCUGAACUAGAUGCUAUUUAUGAAUAUCUGCAAACUCUAGAUCCUAAUAAUAAUGAAGCGGAACGUAUUAAUCAUCAAUUACAGAAAAUUCGUGAAGUACCUUACCCCGUAGAACUUCCUUUAUCUAAUUCUUGGUCAACUUCAAGAAAUAAAUAUUCGUCCACAUUACAUUCAGUAUUUAAUUGUUCAACUGUACCUGAAUUAUGUGAACAAUAUAAGGCAUUGACCUCGUAUAUUAAACCUAGUGAUUUGAAAAGUGAUUCAAAUCUAAAUUUUUUUAAAAAUGAUAUUCAACCUUUGUGGGAAGAUGAGCACAAUGAAAAAGGUGGUAAAUUAACCUUAAGUCCUCCUAGACAUCAAUUAAAUAAUUUAUGGGAUACAAUCGUUAUGCUCCUUGCGGGUGAUAUUAUUGAUAGCGGUGACAAUAUUUGUGGUGCUAUAUGUGCUCGUCGUAGUCGAGGAGAUCGUGUUGAAAUAUGGAUUGGUAGUCAGGCAACUGAUGAAGAUGUUGAUGAAAUAAAGAAAGGACUCGCUGUAGAAUUAGGGUCUAAAGAUGUACUGAAAGUACGUUAUAAGAAGCAUUACGAGAAGUAA
This is a messenger RNA of Dentiscutata erythropus, 1548 nucleotides long. NCBI's taxonomy places the organism in Eukaryota, Fungi, Glomeromycota, Glomeromycetes, Diversisporales, Gigasporaceae. The record is from the annotation of a GenBank genome assembly.